AUGGAUUCGAUUUCGUUCAUCCUCAUUCCACAGCCAGACCUCUCCACACACACCGUCUCGCGCGUUGUUGGCGUCUCCAGCGAGGCCCACUAUUGGGCUAGCUUCGACAAGAAGGUGUGGACUGGUUCGGACCCGAUCAUACGGACCCUGGGCGGGGCGGCCUAUCACCAAGAAAACGGAAGCAGUGCGAUUAGAGCGAGGUAUCCAAUCACCAAGCUCUUGAAUGUUUUCUUCACUCGUGCUCUUGCUGCCCGCGUCUCGCCGCAUCGCGUUGUCGUCAACACCGUCACCCCCGGGAUGUGCAAGACUGAGCUGGCGCGCGACCUUCCCGUCAUCCUGCGCCCGCUCGUGUGGCUUAUGCACACACUCCUUGGGUUCACCGCAGAGCAAGGAUCCCGACAGCUCAUAUUCGGCGCCGUAGCUGAGCCUGCCCACCCAGAGAAGCUGCAUGGACAGUUCAUCAUGGGCAGCAAACCCACCGAGCCGAGCGACUUUGUUCUGAGCGACCUCGGGAAGAAGUCGGAGGAGCUCCUAUGGGAGGAGGUGGUGGAGAUCCUCGACAAGGUGGACCCAAAGGUGAAGCAGGUCGCCGAGGAGUAUCUGGCACGAAAAAUAUAG
Mycena indigotica is the source of this 618-nucleotide messenger RNA. Its product is annotated as Retinol dehydrogenase 12. Lineage: Eukaryota; Fungi; Basidiomycota; Agaricomycetes; Agaricales; Mycenaceae. Bases 1 to 618 code for a protein of 205 amino acids. The transcript is spliced from 4 exons. The record is from RefSeq and is a predicted model, not a curated record.